Messenger RNA from Puntigrus tetrazona (Sumatra barb), 4077 nucleotides. RefSeq names its product TLE family member 5, transcriptional modulator (gene tle5). The coding region runs from base 397 to 987 and encodes 196 amino acids. Gene Ontology annotation, biological process: negative regulation of canonical Wnt signaling pathway; regulation of DNA-templated transcription. The transcript has 7 exons. The record is from RefSeq and is a predicted model, not a curated record. Gene Ontology annotation, cellular component: transcription regulator complex; nucleus. Gene Ontology annotation, molecular function: protein binding; transcription corepressor activity. NCBI's taxonomy places the organism in Eukaryota, Metazoa, Chordata, Actinopteri, Cypriniformes, Cyprinidae.
GCAGCAGCCAUCAGCUCCCAAACUCCACUUCAUCUCUUGCACAGCCACUCGAUUUCCUCCAACCAGGGAGGAGAGAGACGCCAGCCCUCAUCUGCGCUCAUUCCCAACGUGGAAAAGGGACGGGAAAGACGCCGCGAUCAACCCGACAGAUUCCAGCAAACCACCCCGCGGGAUCGUGAUUUCUCCGUGCCGAAUGCGUGUUAAAGAGCGCGCUCGGUGCGGCACACAUCAGGCUGCUUUAUUGCCAUAGCAGCGGCGCGAGCUGCCUGUAGCUGUGCGGGAGCCUCGGCUAGCGACGGAACAAAGAAAACACACGCAAAUAUAACCGUCUGCCGAGCGAACCGCUUCCCCGUCGUUUGAGGAGGAGAAGGCAAGACCCCGAAGACCAAAACUGACAUGAUGUUUCCACAAUCCAGGCACUCGGCUUCAUCGCAGCAGCUGAAGUUCACGACGUCAGACUCGUGCGACCGCAUCAAGGACGAGUUCCAGUUCCUUCAAGCACAAUACCACAGUCUGAAGCUCGAAUGUGACAAGCUGGCCAGUGAGAAGUCAGAAAUGCAACGUCAUUAUAUCAUGUACUAUGAGAUGUCGUAUGGGCUGAACAUCGAAAUGCACAAGCAGGCAGAGAUCGUGAAGAGAUUAAAUGGGAUCUGUGCUCAAGUCUUGCCUUACCUGUCUCAAGAGCACCAGCAGCAGGUUCUGGGGGCGAUAGAGAGAGCCAAACAGGUCACCCCACCAGAGAUGAACUCCAUCAUACGGCAGCUCCAGGCUCACCAGCUCUCUCAGCUGCAGGGGCUGGCGUUGCCCAUGACCCCUCUUCCUCUGGGCCUCAGUCAACCGGCCGGCCUCCCUGCCGUCACCUCCAGCUCCGGCCUCUUCUCCCUCUCCAGCAUCCUGGCCUCUCAGGCCCAGCUGGCCAAGGAGGACAAGAGCACACGUGAGACCUCCGACAGCCACCGCGAGGAAGACGGAGACAAGUCCGACUAGUCGCCCGCCAAACCCCAUCCUUCAUCCCAUCAUCCUCCAGAGCUCCACCUAGAGCAGAGGCACUUGUUCCCAUGUUUUUUCACCUUUUUAUUUACCUUUCGUUUCCACUCUCUUUCCAUCUUUCUAUCUACCCUCUAAAUUGCUACUGUGUUCAAGCCUAAUGUCAUUCGUUCUGGUUCAUUCCACCAGCUCUCUAUAUGUAUUUAUACCAAUCCACCUUUUUAUUGUGUUACGGAUGCUUGAUUUGAUUUUAUUUACACUAUUUCUUGCCUGCGUGUAUGUAUAUAUCUAUAUAUAUAUUGUAUAUUUCUUAUGCUCGUUGUGGAAAUGGUCUACAAAAUGGUGCGACCGUUAAUGGACCAUCGACCCUUCAGUAAUAAUUCCUCUUUGUUUUGUUUUUUUUCCCCGCUCGCUCUCUUCCUUUUAAAAUCUUUCACCUUUUAAAGCUACAAUCUACAAUAACUGAGUCAAAAGCACUUUGGCCCCAGGCAGUAACUCUGAGACUAAAAGCAACUUUGAAUCUAAAAACUAAUCCAUUUAGAGUUUAAAGGAUCGGUGUUAUUGUUCGAAGGCACGGCUGUUGCAUCUAUCCUACCUUAAAGGGACAGUUCAAGUUAAAAUGAGGAUUCGUUUCAUUUUUUUUUUAAUGUCGUCCCAAAGCUUUUCGACUUCAGUUCUUCUGUGGAAAACGAAAGGAGAUAUUUCGAAGAAGGUUCAUGCUGCUCCUUCGCGUACAACAAAAGUGAACGGUUACAACGGACGUCAAACUCAAGCUCAAAGUAACUUACAUUUUUUAAGUUUCCUAAACGCGUGGAAGCAGUACGUUCAUAAACAUAGUCAAGUGGACUCAUUUAGUUUAACUAAAUUGAACGCAUAAUCCAAAAUUAGUCCAUAUGAUUCGUAUAUUAUAUUAUAUUCCAAAUGUCCCAAAGCCGUUUCUGUAAGAAACAGACAAAUUCAAUCACUGGAAAUGUUGCUUGAUGCACGUGGAGACCGUUCACUUUCGUUACAUGGAAAAGCAGAAAGUCGGAAGGGUUUGAAAUGACUUUAAAUGUCGGAAAACGCAAAGAACGCAAAAAGAGACGUUUUGAAGAAUGGUCGUGCUGCUCGUUUCCAUGCAAAUAGAAAGUGAAUGGGAUCCAAAGCAGUCAAGAACAAAAAUCACCAUAAAAAGCCUCACAAAACUAAUCCACAUGCCCUCAGAUAUAUAGAUAUAUAUAUUUCAAAGUGUUCUGAAGCUGUUCUUCUGAAAAAUCUUUUGCUUGAUGGCUAUCUCUGCCAUUCGCUUUCAUUAUAUGGAAAAGAGCAGCUUGGACGUUUCUCGGAAUGUCUCCUUUUGCGUUUCACGUAAGAAAGCAAGUCCUACGGGUUUGGAAGGACACGAGUUAGUGAGAGAAUCUCCAUUUUGGAGUGAACUAUCCCUUUAAACUGCUUGAUAAGUAGUAUUGAAAGAAGAAAGAACAUUUGUACUAGGCCCUUCAACGUACUGUAUAUCUAUCUACCUGUUUGCCUGAUUUCUAAUGUGUUUGGAAGCUGUUGUGCUGUCUUAGACAGAGAAUAUUAGAUGAAUCCUCUGAGAAGCUAGCUAACCUGCUCACCAAGUGAAAGGGAACGCUGUUUAAAAGAUUUUUUCAGUCUUUUUUAUAGUAACGUCGAUCUACAUGGUGAGAGUCAUAUCGUUUUCCUUAGAAGGCAAGUUGUGAGAAUAAAGUAUUUGAGAAAUGAGAAGCACCUUCUUUAAACCUUCUUAAUCCGUUGUUUUGAUAGCACUACAGGAACAGGAAGCGUGAGAAACGGUUAGUGUGAUUUGGAACAAGCCCUCCCGACGCUUUUAGCACAAUACGUUACCUUAAGCGGUACCUCAAGCUAAGAUUUGCAGUUUUGAAAGCCUCUCAGCGUCAUGUAGUAUGCGUUUCUACCAAAAGGGGGCAGUAAGUCCAUAGCAAGUCCACCUUCAGGGUCACUUCAGUGGCCAAUGUUGGGUUUCGCAAGCAUAUAUAUAAAACACGCUUCUUUUGACCCGCCCCAAAAUAUAUAAUUCGCCGAACGUUUGUUCAGUCCAGAGUAAGCAUCUUUUUUGUUUUAUGGCUUUAUUCAUAAUCAAACAGUGACUUGCAGCUAUAGCAGUAUUCUAGUAAUAGAUUAUCGCGUUUUCAUGCCAAAGUACACUUCACAUUUUAUCCUCUCGGUCUGAAGAUACGGUCCUUUUUUUUGUUUCUCUUUCAGGUCUGCGUUUGUGGUUUUCGUAGACGCUUUAGAUUAGAAUUUUGCUCUAAAGGACGCCUAUAAUGGAGACACGGCUAAACCGUAUCGGAUUCUGAAGCGAAGCUGCUUUCUAAUGUGUCUUAACGGGACAGAGCGCACCGUUUUUUUUUCAAUUAAACGUCAAAACAAAAACCGUGCCAACGUGAGGAAUGUCAACGAAAGGCCAGCUGAUGAUAUCGUAGUGCUUUCAAAACAAAUCUGCUCGUUUUUUGUUUUUUUUUGGUUUGAUUCUGCCAGUGUAUUUGUGAAAGAAGUGCCAGGAUUUAUCCUCGUGGCUUGCUACACGCGCUCAAAGCCGGUUGACGUUUUUUCUUUUUUUUAAAGCAAGGACGAAACCGUAGUGGUCAGAAUCAGAUCUAGCCAAACGCGAAGUGUUUUGCUAUAAAGGCGGGCCGCGGUGUGUAUGUUAUACAUAGACCUAAAGCUUUAUGUGCAAAUGGAUGCUUCUGUGUCAGUCUUGAAUGAUACGUCUGUGUUUUAGAGGACUCUUAACCCACGAGGCACUCGAGAACGGGUUGUCAACCUUCCUUUCUUUCUUAAACCCCCGACAGCCGUCUCCUCCCAGAAUUCAUUGCUUGCCUUUUACCAUUUGUUAAAAGCAUUGUAAGCAUUCUGUGCUAUAAAAGUCUUUUUGUUCGUUUUUUUUUUUCAGCUCCUGAUUUUAUGUAUAUUGUACAACCUACAGUGCAAAAAUAAUUGUGUUAUAAAAUAGCUUCAUUCCAUAUUAAAACAGACAAAGUACAUAAACAUUUACUAUACAUAAAUGGAAAUUUCUGCAGUAAGGAAAUGCUUCUGGUGCCUUACAAAUAAAAUCAAUCAAAUCAA